GUGCGCAUGCCCAGUCUCGAACAGGAAGUGAUUAAUCCUCGGCAGGUUUCAGGGCCUGAAAGCGCUGGGAAGGAUUUCUAUGGAAGAGAUGUCAGGAGAGAGUGCUGUGAGCUCGGCUGUGCCGGCUGCAACGACCCGGACCACCUCGUUCAAGGGGUCGAGUCCGAGCUCCAAGUACGUGAAGCUGAACGUGGGUGGCGCUCUUUACUACACCACCAUGCAGACCCUCACCAAACAGGACACCAUGCUGAAGGCCAUGUUCAGCGGCCGUAUGGAGGUGCUCACCGACAGCGAAGGCUGGAUCCUGAUCGACCGAUGCGGGAAACACUUCGGCACCGUCCUGAAUUACCUGCGUGACGGCGUGGUGCCUCUGCCUGAGAGCAGGAGAGAGACGGAGGAGCUGCUGGCUGAAGCCAAGUACUACCUGGUGCAGGGUUUAGUGGACGAGUGUCAGGCUGCACUGCAGAACAAAGACGCCUAUGAGCCCUUCUGCAAAGUGCCCUUGGUGACCUCACCUAAGGAAGAGCAGAAACUCAUUGCUACAUCAAAUAAGCCUACCGUUAAACUCCUGUACAACAGGAGCAACAAUAAAUACUCCUACACCAGUAACUCGGAUGACAACAUGCUGAAGAACAUCGAGCUGUUUGAUAAGCUCUCUCUGCGCUUUAAUGGGCGUGUGCUCUUCAUUAAAGAUGUGAUCGGAGAUGAAAUCUGCUGCUGGUCGUUUUACGGUCAGAGCAGGAAGAUCGCGGAGGUGUGCUGCACCUCCAUCGUCUACGCUACCGAGAAGAAGCAGACCAAGGUGGAGUUCCCCGAGGCACGGAUCUAUGAGGAGACACUGAACAUCCUGCUGUACGAGUGUCAGGAUGGGCGUGGGCCUGACAAUGCACUGCUGGAGGCGACAGGGGGCGCUGCGGGACGCUCUCACCACCUGGAUGAGGAUGAGGAGCGUGAACGUGUGGAGCGAGUGCGCAGAAUCCACGUCAAGCGACCUGAUGAUCGCACGCAUCACCACCAGUGACCUCUAAUCCUCAUUUGACCUCUGACCUGCAGCCCCUGUGCCUUAAUCACCCAGUUAUCCCCCUCUCCCCUCCAGCUGGGGCUCACAGCGCUGACGGAGUCUUCACACAGUAGAGAGAGAGAGAGAAUCUCCUGAAUUCCAAGAGCCUUUUUCACCCCUUAAACGCUUUUCAAACAUCCACUGUUUAUUCUUUCUCUUCCAGCGUGGUGGUGUUCUCUAUGAAUGUCGCUCAUUUCACAGAAUGGUGUGUAUGUGAAUAUUGAAGUUAAGUCUUCUUGACGUGAGCAGGAGUCAGCAGUACAACACACUCGGUGUUGUGUGGUUUAAAAAAAAAAAUCAGCACCAAACAUUACUGCAGUUGGAGCUCUAAAAUGGACAGUGUUCACUUAUUUGCGUGUUUACAUCCGAGAUGGACUGUGUGUGUCAUGUAUUAACUGCUCUUACAAUUACUGAACCUCUGCGUGUUGAUUCUGUGUAACUAGUGACUGAUGGGAUUGUUGAAUUUCCUGCUAUUGAUGAUUUGAGAGAGGAGAUGGAGAGAAAACAGAGAGGAAGUCUUUAUCCACCACGGGGCAGCAUUGUGCUCAUUUUGCCCCUUUAGAAAUCAGGCUGUGGUCACCUUGAGCAAUAAGUACCCUUAUAAUUUGAUACUUAUGUGGUGUCGUGAAUUACAGGAGGAAAAUCCUCCAUCGUUUCACCGCGUGCUGUUUAAUUAAUGAACGGGAGGCAGGUGACGGCGCCUCCCCGUGGGUCUGCUGGCGUGCUCCUCCUCCUGUUGAGCGAGUGAUGGAAGGUAGCCGCACUCUGCUGAAAGAGCGCUGUCGUUUUCCCCCAUGCAGGAGAUCACAGGUCCAGGAUCAGCUUGUACUUUUCACCUGUGUAGUUUCUAUUUAAAGUGUAGAACUGGUCCUGGAUCAGCAGUAAUAUCACUGAUCCAGAAUCAGCACGCUCUGUAUUAUUUUCACUGCAGUAUGAAAGCUGAUCCUAGAUCAGCAAAGUCUGUUAAAAUAUGUCUCGUUUUAGUGUGUUUGUGCCGUCACAUUUAGUUUCAUUAAAGGCACGUUAUGUAAUCUGUAGAGAUGUUUGUACAGAUGUGCACAUGAUUUCAGAAGUGUUUUACAUACAACUAUAUUUAUACACUCCUUAUCACGAAUAAAUAUUUCUACAAAAUUUUCCAAGACCAGAA
This is a messenger RNA of Neoarius graeffei (lesser salmon catfish), 2207 nucleotides long. It is a transcript of the gene kctd10, whose product is annotated as potassium channel tetramerization domain containing 10. Gene Ontology annotation, molecular function: ubiquitin-protein transferase activity; protein binding. The record is from RefSeq and is a predicted model, not a curated record. Bases 80 to 1021 code for a protein of 313 amino acids. Lineage: Eukaryota; Metazoa; Chordata; Actinopteri; Siluriformes; Ariidae. Gene Ontology annotation, cellular component: Cul3-RING ubiquitin ligase complex. The transcript is spliced from 7 exons. Gene Ontology annotation, biological process: protein homooligomerization; negative regulation of Rho protein signal transduction; proteasome-mediated ubiquitin-dependent protein catabolic process.